Molecule: messenger RNA, 1318 nt
Organism: Rhipicephalus microplus (southern cattle tick)
Lineage: Eukaryota; Metazoa; Arthropoda; Arachnida; Ixodida; Ixodidae
Product: cytochrome P450 4c3
Molecular function (GO): heme binding; iron ion binding; oxidoreductase activity, acting on paired donors, with incorporation or reduction of molecular oxygen
Source: RefSeq, a predicted model, not a curated record
GUCUUUUUCAUUAAGCCUCUACUGACAAGCACCGUCAACAUCUCCAAGACUGGACAAUACCAGUUUCUGGGCCCAGUACUCGGCGAGGGAUUGCUGACCAGCACAGGCAACAAGUGGCGAUCAAGAAGGAAGCUUCUCACUCCGGCAUUCCAUUUCCGCGUCCUCGACAGCUGCGUAGGUAUAUUCAACGAACAAGCCCGAGUAUUGCUGCAGAAGAUCAGAGACUCUUCGCAGUUAGACUUCGUCGACCUGUUUCCAAUGAUGACACACUGUACCCUGGACGUGCUCUGUGAAUCAUCAAUGGGCAUUCACCUGGGAGCGCAGGGGACCACUCAACAUAGCUACGUUAAAAAUCUGCACACUCUGCUGAACUGUGGCAUGGAGAGGCUGAGCAAGCCAUGGUUGUGGUGGAACACGGUGUACAACCUUUCCAGCCAGAAGAGAAAAUUUACGAAGGCUGCCAAGGAUCUCAACAACUUUGUCAAUGAGGUGAUCAGGAAGCGGAAAGAAAUACUAAGACAAAAGGAAAAUGGUGAUAGAAAAAAUCAAAACUCAAAAUAUUCGAACGCGUUUCUGGAUGUUCUUCUGAAACACCACAUGGAGGACUCUACCCUCUCAGAACAGGACAUCAUAGAAGAAGUGAACACGUUCCUCUUCGCGGGCCACGAAACGACGGCAGUGGGUUUGACGUAUCUGCUGUACAUUUUAGGACUCCACCAAGAUGUCCAGGAUAAAGUUGUGGACGAAAUCUACUCAAUAUUUCACGAAAACUUGGAACGUGAUGUGACUAGAGAAGACGCUUCACUCAUGAAGUACCUCGAGUGCGUUAUCAAGGAAUCUCAAAGAAUAUUCACGAUACUUCCAAUCUAUGGCCGGAAAGUACAAGAGGAUUUCAAUGUGGGAAAAUAUGUUGUACCUAAAGGGAGCACCUGUGUCAUUCUUGGCCAAAUGUUGCACAAGGACCCGACCUACUUUCCUGAUCCAGAAGUAUUUGAUCCAGAUAGGUUUCUUCCGGAGAACUCAAAGGGCAGGCAUACAUACGCCUUUAUUCCUUUCUCCGCCGGUCCAAGAAACUGUGUUGGUCAGAAGUUUGCCAUCACAGAAGAAAAAGUCAUAGUGGCCACAGUGCUCAGACACUUCCGCAUAAUGUCCCUUGACCACCGGGACAGACUGAUACUUUCUCCACAACCCAUUCUUCAUCCGCGAUCGGUGUUCGGAGGCAUCAGGGUGAAGUUUAUACCAAGGCGACCACUACGACUUCAAAACGCGUGAUAAGCUGACUGAAGUGAACACAGCAAUAAAACGUUUUCGUACUUGA